Microplitis demolitor is the source of this 1906-nucleotide messenger RNA. RefSeq names its product myeloid leukemia factor (gene Mlf). Gene Ontology annotation, cellular component: nucleus; cytoplasm. NCBI's taxonomy places the organism in Eukaryota, Metazoa, Arthropoda, Insecta, Hymenoptera, Braconidae. The transcript is spliced from 6 exons. Gene Ontology annotation, biological process: regulation of DNA-templated transcription. The coding region runs from base 220 to 1155 and encodes 311 amino acids. The record is from RefSeq and is a predicted model, not a curated record.
CGCAGUAAUGACGAGUCAAUUGUAGAAAAUAUACCUAUAAUGUAUAAUAGUAAUCCAGAAAUUUCGAGAAUAAAUCUUCGUAACCUUUGUAAAUUGUGAAAGCUGACCAUUGAUAAAUUGUCAUCCAACGUUUCUAAUUCUCACUAAAAACAUUUAGUUAAUUAUCAGUUAAACUAAUUAUCAAUUAAUUACUUUUUAAAAGUGUUAUAAAAAGUUAAAAUGUCUCUCUUUGGAUCGCUGAUGGGUGAUAUUGAAGACGACCCAAUUUUCGGGUCACACAUGCAAUCGAUGAAUAGCAUGAUGAACUUCUUCAGCAAUCCCUUUGGCAUGAUGACACCAGCCCUUAUGGGCCCAGGCCAGGACAUGAUGAACCAGCGCCGUCAUCCUGCUGCUCCUGCUAGAAACAUUCAUAACCAGAUGAUGCCAUUCGGGUUUCCAAUGCCGCCGAUGAAUAUGAAUGCUAUGUUUUCUAAUUUUGAUAAUAUGGCCGGAAGUAAUUGCAUGACAUCAACAUCAAUAAUGACCUACACAAACGGUCCCGAUGGCCGUCCCCAAGUGUACCAAGCUUCUAAAUCAAUGCGCGCUGGUCCAGGUGGAGUAAAGGAGACCAAAGAAUCCGUUUUCGACUCACGCUCAGGCACCAAGAAGAUGGCCAUCGGCCACCACAUUGGCGAGAGAGCUCACAUUAUUGAAAAAAAGAAGGAUCUUCGCAACGGUGAUGAAGAAGAGCAUCAGGAAUUUAUAAAUCUUGAAGACGAUGAAGCAGAUAAGUUUAAUCAGGAAUGGGAGCAACGUAUCCGUAGCCAUGGACGCGGAAGUCGCAACGAUGCUCAAGCAGCUAUUGAUUACUCACCCCAUCACCGAAGACAUCAUCAUCAUCAUCGUGGUGGUGGUGGACAAUUGGCACUCACUGACGGUACAACAAGACAAAAUGAACGAUCUAGAGUACCAAGUACAAGACGAAGUAUACGAUCAUUAACAAGCAAUAGUAGAAAUAAAGUCAGUGAUAGUCAAGUUGAUGAUAAAACUGAGUCUGAUGAUAAACCAAAAGCUGCUGAGACUUCAGGAAGACGAAAACAUGAAGAUGAUAAUGAAGAGGAUGAAGAUAAUGAUAAUAAUAAGAAAAAACGACACUUGUCUUCUAGCGAUGAUUAAUUACUGAGCAAUAAAUUACAACUUGCGUCUAUUAUUAAUAAUAAUAAUAAUUAAUCACUAUUAAUAUUUAAUUAUUCUAGUUAAAUAGACGUAAAUUGUCAACUCAGAUCUUCAAAAUUAUAAAACUCAACUAUUGAUAUUCCAAUUUUUUUUUUCAAUCAUGAGUAUUAAUAUAUAUAUAUGUACAUAUAUACAUAUAUAUAUAUAUAUAUAUAAUAGUAAUUCUUCAUUAUAUAUCUUCCAAUUUUUUUAAUUUCUUAAAAAAAUUUAAUUAAUUAAUUUGCAAAUACAUAUUUUUUUUUAGUUAAUUAAUUUAAAAAAAAUUAAUGAUCCUGAAAUUAGAAGACAAUUCGAAAUUUGAUUUUUUUUUCAACAAAUCAAUGGAAAAAACAAUAUACACAUGCAGAAAAUUAAAAAAACUACAAGUGUAAUUUUUUUUAACUUAUCGAUUUUGAAAAAAAUUCAAAAUUUAUACGUCGGCUAAUUUCAGUAUCAUAUAUCUACUGAUAUAUUGAUGUGCUCAUAUAUGAUAUGUAUAAAUAAGUAUGACUACAUAAAAUUUAUAUUUUUUCAGUCAUAAAUAUUUAUAUAAUUUACAUAUAUGAUAUCUGAUUUUUUUUUAGCGACCAUUUAAAAUACGAUUUUUUUUACGUUAUGUUAAAAUUUAUAAUAAAUAAAAUAAUUAAUUAAAAAAAUAACAUUUGGGAGAAUUAUCGCAGUGUUUAAAAUAAUUAAUUAAUUUGAUAAUUUA